CCCGACUGCUGACUGAGCAGUUGAACUCGAUUUCUUUAGCCUGCAUUAUUUUAAAAUCAUCAUGUACCGAGAGCCUAUCGCUUUGACGGUAUUGAUCGCCAUCUGCUGGCUUUCUUUGGCCAACGGAAUGCCGACAUUGACCGGUAGCCUCAAUAACAGAGAUCGAUCUGCUGUUGAGACUGGCGAUCGAUUAAGACGUCAAACGGAUUACUCGGAAGACGAAACGAUCGUAGUUGACGCUCCCGAAAUCUAUCACGACGCCUACGCCCUUACGGAUGACUCGUCAGCUGAUGGCAAUUUAACUUUACGCUUCGGUUACGGACAUUAUCAACAAUACAAUCCGUUCCAAUAUGGCGGAUGGAAUGCUUACGGUGGUGCUGGGCAACAAUAUCCGAACAACAACAACAACUUCCCAGGUGGUUAUCCCGCAUAUCCUUACGGCCCUUACAACUACAAUAAUUAUCCGGGAAGUAACAGCACAACGAUGAAUCCAUUUUACAAUUAUAACUACAACAAUGGCUACUACAACGGAUAUUAUUACCCAAUGAAUACGACUACGACGACGACGACGACGACAUCUACUUCGACGACAACUAGGCCGACAUCGACUACUACGACGACGAGGCCACCCUAUGGGAAUUAUUACGUAUUUAAUUUCCGUGACGGUUCCGGCAACCAAACUGAUAUUGACAAUGAGCCUUAUGCCGGUGGCGAUCUAGGUCAAGACGACGGUUUCAAGUUUGGGAACCGUUAAAACACUCAUUUUGAAAACUAUUCCAUCGAGAUAAUUAUCUCAUGACGUAAUUUUCUUGUCCAAUCGACCAAGCAAUAUCGUUUUCCCUUUUUUCGUUUAAAUUAAAGCAUGUAAUUGCAAUCUAAAAAUCACUUAAAAAUACAAGUAAAAGCAAUGCGUUUG
Molecule: messenger RNA, 916 nt
Organism: Daphnia carinata
Lineage: Eukaryota; Metazoa; Arthropoda; Branchiopoda; Diplostraca; Daphniidae
Product: probable ATP-dependent RNA helicase ddx17
Exons: 3
Coding region: 62-754 (230 amino acids)
Source: RefSeq, a predicted model, not a curated record